AUGUCAGGGGAUCAAAGUGGUCCCUUGGAGUUGAACGGCACCGGGGGUGUUACCCCCGGUGGCGAUGGUGGUAGUAAUGGUGCCCUCGCGGACGGUACCAUGAACGGUGGUACUGCCAGUCCCGGCGGCGGUGGAGGCAGCGAGACUGGCGGCGCCGGUGGUCAGGGCGCUGGAGACGCUGGCUGCUCGGAUGGGCCGCCCAGCAUCGUCGGCGUCGGACCGCCGAGUCCGCUAACCGGGUGCUAUCUGCUGAUCGUCAUCGGUGAGCCACACUCUCAGGACCAUAAGGAUAUCAUUCUGCAGCGGCUGAUUAAAGGUUUCCUAUCAUGGGACGUGUCCGAUUGUCACGUCGAUCUGGAGGAGGAACUGAACACCAUUACGCUGCAGGCCCUGGAAGGAGAGGAAGGCAAGCACGGUGAACGGCUGAUUCAGUACGCGAGCGAAAAUCUGGUCACGGAGAUUCUAAUCCAUCCGCAGAUCAACACCUUCAUCCAGUGUAUACGGAAUCUGCUGAGCAGCUUCACCCGGCAUCGGCACAUCAUUCACACCGGGUACACCUUUGCCGCCAACGGAUCCUGGGUACUGCAGGAUGGCACCUUCUCGGUGGUCGACUUCAUGGAGGCCUUCCAGGAGCACGAAGUCCAGCGGGUUCUGCGCGCCUACCCGGACACCAUCACGAUGGACGUCCACUGCGCUCCGGUCGGCAACUGGGGCGCGAUUCAGGACAAGAGCUUUGCCCGGCUCUGCCGCAUCCGGCUGAAUCCGGUCGAUGUGCUGAGUUCGGGCAGCGACAAACUGAGCGCAUUCGUGGACUACCUAGCGGGGAUGAUCGUACCGACGGAAAUUUCCGAACUGCUGGAAAGCUCCGACGUGGUCGGCAACAUCCGCUUCAGUCAUCCGACGUUGUAUGUCUUUCCCGGCGGGCAAGGAGACGCGGCACUGUUCGGAAUCAAUGGAUUCAAUAUGUUGGUUGACGGCGGUUUCAGCAGAAAAUCUUGCUUCUGGGAUUUUGUGCGCCAUUUGGACCGGCUGGACGCCGUUUUGAUGACCCGUAUCAACAAUACCAACAUCAAAGGUAUUUCGGCGGUUGUCGAGCGCAAAAAUGAAGCUCAUGUCUAUCCUCAAAUUGGGCACUUCUUUUGCAACAUUCCCGAGCGCAAAAGUCUGCUAAGUCCUGAUGGCGAUAAGGAUCGUGACCCGUUGCUAGUGGAUCUGAUCGAAGAAGGUCACCAGAUUGUGACCAACCUAAAAUCGUUGAAUCUAAAAGCACAAAACUGCUACCGAGAUACUGAACCGAUCAAUCUGUACCAUAAGGUCGGCCAUGGCACUCUGGAUAUGUACGUAAUUAGUCCGGCUAAAGACUCGAAAGAAGUAAAGGAAUUCCUCGCCAAGUGGCAUGCUGCUGAGCCGAAACUUUUCACACCAAAGGAGUCCAAAGAAUUUACAUUCCCCAUCCAGAACAUCAUUUCCAUUUGCGCCCUCCUGGUUUGGACACCGGCCAAUCCAGAGGACAACAUUACCAGGAUACUCUUCCCCGGUUCCGCACCGGAAUAUAAAAUCCUCGAAGGGUUGGAAAAAAUGAAAAACGUCGAAUUCAUGCGCCAUCCAUUGUGCACCGUCAAAUCAAUUGCGCCCAGCCUUUCGACGCAAACGAUCACCAAGAAAUCCCUCAAGUCGUCAUCGAUCGACAAGAUCAUGCCCGAGCCAAUCCUUCCGUCCAAGGUACUGAAGCCAUCGGAGAAGGACAACAAGCUGAUCGACAACAAGAUGAAAAUGAUCGACAACAAGCUGGCCGACGCCGCCAAAAGUUCCUCGGAAAUCAUCGACAGCUCCGGCGACGAGGCCAAGCUGGAAAAGCACGUAACAAAAUCAUCGAUGGCCACCUUCGCGGCCGCCAAGGUCGACGCCGGCAAACUCAAAUCAGCCAAAGUCAAAUCACUGGAUUCAGCGAAAAAAAUCGACAACAAACUGAUCGAAUCAAGCAAAAAGAUCGAUUUCGACGAAAAGAAAGACUCAACCUCCGAUGGCGGUUCGGAUAAGGAUGACACAGAAAAGAAGCCCGAAGAGGAUAAAGAAAAGAAGGAAGACGAAUCGGCGGAAACGAAAAAAGAGGAAUCGCCUUCGGCGAAAGAGGAGAACAAAACCGUCAAGAAACCCGGCGAACGGGUGAGCCGACCGGCCACGGCUCGCUCUCGCAUCGACACCAAACCACCACCCAAAGUGACUAAAACUAUCAAGAAGAAAGACGAAACCACCAAAUCUUCUCCGACGACGCCGAAAAAGGUGGUCGAACCCAAGCUAACCAACGGCGUAUCGGAGAAGAAAGACGACGAACCGAAAAAAGCAACUGCACCACCCAAAACGACAAAACCCGUCGCUACCAAGCCGGGAAAAACUAGCCCGAAAAGCACUCCAGCUAAGAGCGCCAAAGACGCCAACAACCGCAAGGUACUCGAAGCCCGACAGCGUCCCCUCGCUAAGGCUCCGGUCAAGAAAGAACCCGCUGCUGCUGCGGAAAAGAAGGAAUCUCCUCCGAAAGUUGAACGCAAACCUAUAUCACGCCGACCUAAGGCGGUUGCUCCGGGUCACCCCGUUGGAGGCAGCCCGGUGAAAGCCAAGAAAGUACUAAAGUCCGAAAAGGAUGCCGUCAUUCGAAAGGCCAAGCUGGACAAGAACGGUACCACCGACUCUAGCCUGGUAUCCACUCCAAGCGCCGAUGAAGCUGGCGUGGCCGUUCAGAAGCGCAUCAUCGACCCAACGGCUUCAGCAAAUGGUUCCGUCGAAGGUGCCCCCGAAGAUCCAAUGCACCAACAACAUUUGGCGGAAUUGAAGGAAGAACAAGAUGCCGUUCGCGAAAUUGAGGCAGUAUUUAAGCGAGAUUCGGAGAAGGCAAAACGUCACGAACUACUUUCGGAACAUCGGGAGAUACAGGACAGUGCAACCGAACCGGAAGAAGAGGAAGAGUACCUCAUCAUUGAGAAGGAAGAACAGUACACGGAGGACUCGAUCAACGAGCCGGAAAGCAGCGCGACUAAGGAGGAGGAAAUUCAAAAGCAUCAACGCGAUUCGGAAGAAUCGGAAAAGCGAAAACGUGACAGCUUGGAUGCGGAGCAGGAGGAGAAAACCGACCUAGCAAAGGCCGAAGGUGAAACAGCAACCGUCAUUGAAGUCGUCGAAGGACAGGACAAGGAAGAAGCUGCCGAAGAAGAUGCAGCAGAAACUAAACCGGAGGACAAGGAAGUCAUCGUAGAAAAGGAAGCUGUCGAGAAGGUGAAGGAAGAACCGGAAGCAGCUGAAAAGUUGUCUCCAAAGCACAAGCAAGAUCUGGAAGAGGAAGUCCAGGACAUCAUCGCGUCCGCGAAAGAGAUUGCCAAAUCUAAAAUGGAAACAUCAAUGGAUGGGCUGAAAACGGAAGAAAUUUCCUCCUUCAGUCCGGACGAAAAAAUCAGCAGCACCAAAAAAACCAGCGACACUCGCGAUGAAAACGAACCGGAACCAGCUCCGAAGGAGCUAAUCGGUGCCCCACAGGAAAGCCAUCACGAGGAACGAGUUUCGGCAACGGGAGAAUCCGGUGCAACUACCACGGCUCCGACAUUGCCGGAGGACGAAAGAAUUCCACUGGAUGAAAUCAAGGAAGAUUUGGUAAUCGAGGAAAAGCACGUCAAGGAGGAAACCAAAGAAGUCGAAGUGGCUCCCCCACUUCCUACCGUUUACGAACCACUGGAGAGGCCAACCCCGGCCAAGAUGCAUUUCAGUGCCCAGCAGGCUCACAUGCGCGAUGUGGUUAAGACACCGGACGAGGUCGCAGACCUCCCGGUGCACGAAGAAGCGGACUUCGAGGAGUACAGCGAGGACAAGGACAAGGAAGCCGAGAAGGAACGCGACACCAAAGACAAAACACCGGCAACGGAAGCGGCGGCACAAAAGAAGCAGACUGAAGCGAAGCAACCGGAAAAGACUGACAAAGUAGUAGUAGAUAAGUCGGCAGAAAGUGAUAAACAAUGUGAUACGGUGAAGGAUGUACAGGAAGAAGUUCAGGAAGUGAUCGAAAAGAUGGAAAUUGACACCAAACUGGACAAGCCGCCGAAACUGGAGACACAAACUUCCCCGGCAAAGGAUAAACUGGACGAAGCAGCCGUGCUGAAGGAUUUGGAAUCGCAAAUAAUUCCAACCGAAAAGGAAGAGGUGAAGGAAAAGGUGGAAUCGGUGGCGACGGCGGCUAAGGAAGCGGAGAAACCAGCGGAACCGGCGGAACCGGCCGAACCCGAAGCACCAGAAGUGGACGACGAAGAGGACAAAAAGUCCGUCCACGAAGAUGUGAUCGUUCCAACUAAGGUCGAGCCAAAAGUACCCGUUCCUGCUGAACCGUCAGUACUUGAUGACAUCUGGCAAGCGCCAGCCAAGGCCGAGGAGAAACUGGAAGAACUGAAGCAUAUCAUUGACGAUAAGGCGAAAGAAACCACUUCCGACCUGGUGGCUCUGAAGGAUGAAAUGGACCAGGAAUUGGUGGAUCGCAAAGAACAAAUAGCGGAAACCGUUAAGACGGAGAUUGCAGAAGCUGAUAAGAAGGUCAAAGAAUCGGUUGCUGAAUUGGGCAAGGAAGCCGAGAAAGUAGCACUUGCAGCAGCUGACGAGGUAGUGAAGGAUGUGGCUGCCAAGAUGGAGGGUGUUGGCGAAGAAUUGCAAUCCAAGGCUCAGCAGGCGGACGAAAAACUUGCCGCCGGUGUAGAGGCAAUUAAAAGCGAUGUGGAACAAGUGGCAGCCAAGGCGGAUCAAGUUUUGGACGCGAUUGCUACCGAGAAGAAGGAACUCGAAACACUGGCCAAAGAAAUUAAGGAGGAAGUUUCGGGAAAACUUGAAGAAACCAAGAAGCAACUGGAUAUUGAGUUGAACAAAGCAGCGGAACAGGUGCAAGAGCAAGCGAAAUCGGGAAUUAGUUCGUUCUUUGGUGGAAUCACCGACGGUAUCAAGGCAGGAAUUGAAAAGAUUGCCGAUAAGGUGGAAACGAAAAUUAAAGAUAAAACCGAACAGGUUGAGGAGAAGUUACAGCAAGUCGGCGACAAAAUCGAUGAGUUGAAGGGCAAGGAAGUGGUUGAAGAAGUUUGUCAGAAGAAGGAGGAAGGUAAGGUAAGAAGUUUCACUCAAGAACUCCGUGAGACUCACAUUACCACGUUGGAUUCCCCGAUCGGGGAUGGAGACAAAACGGUUGAAAUGAAAGCGGCAAUUAAAAUACCGCAAAACAUUGACGAAGAUAAGGAGCUGGAAGAGAUUGAAGAUGCAAAGCAGGCAGCCGCAGCAGGAUCUUUCGUGAUUGAAGAAGUGAAAUAUUCCAAUUUCGAGGAAGCCAACCUGCGUGACAUCAAGGAAGAGGAAGAGGAGGAUCGUGUUUCACCACCACAAAAGGAUGAUAAGAAGCCAGUUUCUCCAAGAUUAGAGCCGCUGAUACAGCCACCCCGAUCGAGAACACCCGAGGACGUUGCGAAGAUAGUGGCCAACGUUGCGGAGGUGCUUAAAUCGGACAAAGAUUUGGAGGAGAUUAUUCCAGGUUUCGACCCGCAGGAGUUGGAGCGUAAGCUAAGUCAAGGCGCUCCUCGUGAAGAAGAUGUCAGUACCGUCCAGCGAAUGCUGGUCACGACUAGCAGUGAGGAUGGCGGCGAAGAAAUCGACAUAUGCCCAGCCGGUACUAUUACUUUCUCGAAGUCGACAACACCAGAGCCAACAAUUUCCGGAAAAGCAACCCCUGAGAUUCGCGUUGACGAAGAAGAAAGUGUACCGGAGAAGAAAGCGGACGAAAAAGCAGACAAACCUCAACUGCCCGAAGUAAAGCCAGCGGAGAAGGCAAGUCCGCCUUCGUCUGGAAAGUCAUCUCCCGAUCUUAAAACGUCACCAACUUCAAUUGAGGAAAAAGAGAAACACGAACUGCCGGAAAAGGUGGUUGCAGAUGUGAAGAAAACACCCGAAAAGGUAGCGGCUGAGCGGAAAGAGUCACUUUCGGAUCAGUUUGACCGUAUUGACGAUUCAAGACGUGAGUCCGCAAUCAGUACGUUUAGCGAGCGUGAUUACACGAAGGACGAAAGCUCUAUCGUUGAUGAAAGAGACUCCUCGCGCGCUCAUUCGAUUUCCAGCCAUAUAAGUGAGCUGAACGAAGAUGAAGCCGAGCCUAAGGCAACCGACGAAAAACAGCAAACGGCCGCUCCUGGCGAUACGGCGAAAGUGGAAACCAAGAAGAGCGAGGAACUGUCUAGUCCGGAAUCCGUCACCAGCCAGAAGACAGUAUCGGAAAAAUCGGUAGCAGAUAAAACCGAAGCACCAGCAAAGGACGUGAAAGCAGAUUCGACGCUGGAUCAAGUUGCUGAAAAAGCUGAACCCGCUAGUAGUGAAAAACCUGCUGAGUCCGAAAAGCAGAAAGAUUCAUCCAGACCUGAGUCUGCAGCUAGUCAUACCAGUGAAAAAGCUCCCUCGGAGAAGUCACCAGCAGCGGAAGCUUCCCGGCCAGAAUCGGCCGCUAGUCAUGUAAGCGAAAAAGCCCCGUCAGAUGGCAAGCAGGAACCGAAGGAAGCCUCCCGGCCAGAGUCGGCAGCAUCGGCUGUCAGCGCCGAGAAACCGGAAGAGAAAUCGAAGACACCGCCACAGGAGUCGAAGGACGUCUCUAGACCGGAGUCUGUUGCGUCGCAUGUUGGUGAGAAAGAACCGGCGUCCGAGAAGCCUGAAACAAAGGAGGCUUCACGACCGGAAUCAGCCGCUUCGCAUGUCAGUGAGAAAGCACCUUCGGAGAAGGUUGAAGCGAAAGAAGCUUCCCGACCGGAGUCAGUCGCUUCGCAUGUCAGUGAGAAAGCAUCACCCGAGAAGGCUGAAACAAAGGAAGCUGCUCGACCGGAGUCAGUGGCGUCUCAUGUUAGUGAGAAAGCGCCUUCGGAGAAGGCAGAAGCAAAAGAAGCUUCUCGACCAGAGUCCGCAGUGUCACAUGUCAGUGAGAAAGCACCUUCGGAGAAGGCCGAGGAAAAGGCAGCUUCUCGGCCGGAGUCAGCCGCGUCGCAUGUCAGUGAGAAAGCACCCUCGGAGAAAGCAGAAGUGAAGGAGGCAUCUAGACCAGAGUCUGCAGCGUCGCACGUCAGCGAGAAAGCAUCGCCCGAGAAGGCCGAGACAAAGGAAGCUUCUCGACCAGAAUCUGCUGCGUCGCACGUCAGCGAGAAAGCGCCUUCGGAGAAGGCUGAACCAAAGGAAGCUUCUCGACCAGAAUCUGCUGCGUCGCACGUCAGCGAGAAAGCGCCUUCGGAGAAGGCUGAACCAAAGGAUGCUUCCCGACCGGAGUCAGCGGCAAGUGAAACAGCCCAACCGGAGAAGCUAGAAGUGAAAGAAACUUCACGACCGGAAUCAGCAACGUCGGCCGUCAGUGACAAAUCUCCUUCUGAUAAAGUUGAAGUUAAAACAGAGGCGAAAGAGGCUUCCCGUCCGGAAUCUGCCGCCUCGCAUGUCAGCGAGAAGGCGACUUCUCAAAAGUCUGAUGAGAAGCCGACCGCAGAUCAGGAGCCUUCCCGAGCAGAAUCCGCGGCAUCACAUGUCAGCGAUAAGCUGGAACCAAAAGUUGAAUCCAAAGAGGAGGCGGAUGCGGCAGAUAUUUCCUCUCGCCCAACUUCUGCGGCGUCACAUGUAAGCGAGAAGGUUCCAUCGGACAAAUCUGGGGAUAAAUCUCCAGCCAAAGAAGCUUCUCGCCCUGAAUCGGUCGCGUCUCAUGUUAGCGAGAAGCUUGAAGCGGAGAAACCAGGCGAGAAAACAGCCACAGACAAGGAAGCUUCCCGGCCAGAAUCUGCUGCAUCUCAUGUGAGUGAAAAGGCUGGGUCCGAAAAACCGGAAGAUAAGUCCCCGGUCAAAGAGGCUUCUCGCCCAGAAUCGGCCGUCUCCCAUGUCAGUGAAAAGCUUGAAGCAGAGAAAGCGGAAGACAAACCAUCUCGACCAGAGUCUGCCGCAUCGCACGUGAGUGAAAAAGACGCUACUCCAAAAUCCGACGACAAACAGGACGCUUCCCGUCCGGAGUCAGCCGCUUCACAUGUGAGUGAGGCCAAACUCGAAGAGAAACGUGAAUCCGUGGCCAGUCUAGCCGAUCAAAAGGCAGUUUCGAAGCCGGCUGCAGAUGAAAAACUAUCUGAACCUCCGAAGGAUGCUUCCAGACCUACAUCCGCUGCCAGUGAUAAGUCGAUGGAGGAAAAACCGAAAACGGAAGAAGUUAAACCAGCCGGGCAAGUGGAAACAGCGUCCGCACCUGAGUCGGCUCCAGCCGCCAGUCAAGAGGAAGGCGACAAAUCAGUCUCAGCUAAAGAUGAAAAGAAAGAAGCCGAUCGACCAGAAUCAGCAGCCAGUAAGGCCAGCGAAGAGAAGCAAGCAUCUCGACCGGAAUCAGCCGCUAGUCAUGUUAGUGACAAAAAGGUUGAAGAAUCUACAAAAGUUAGCCCCGCGGAAGAUAAAUCCGUUGACAAAGCCGAAUCGCGAGCGGAGUCGGUGGCCAGCCAUGUUAGCGAGAAGAGCGACGAAAAGCAACCAAGUGAGAAGGCUGAUGCUGGCAAACCGGAACCAAAAGAGGACGCUAAGGAAACAUCUCGUCCGGAAUCUACCGCCAGUCACGUAAGUGACAAGGAACAACCCAAGGACUCCGAACCGGCUGCCGCUAAAACCGCCGAGGCGGAAACAUCCAGACCUGAAUCGGCUGCCAGCCAUGCAACUGACGCUAGUAAAAAAGACGAAAAAGCUCUCUCUCGGCCGGAGUCCGCAGCGAGCCACGUAAGUGACAAAUCUCCCGAAAUCAAACAAGCCGAGGAAGCUUCCGCUCCGGCGAAGGACGAACCUCCAAAGGAAGCUGCGAAACCUACUGAAAAGACCCCUUCAGCAGCCGAAUCCGAGAAAGCGCCAUCCAGACCGGAGUCAGCGGCCAGUCACAUCAGCACCAAGACUCAGGAGAGCGCCAAGGAUGAGAAGGAAACUUCCCGGCCCGUAUCCGUCGCUAGUCAGAAGAGUGAAAAAAUCCCAUCAGCAGACGCAGAGCCAGCUCAAGCCAUCGUCAACGGUGACUACUCUCGUCCGGAGUCGCCAGCCAGCUGUUCCAGUGACAAAGCCAUUCCGGCGAAAGAACCUGAACCUAAGGUAGCCGAGAAGGAUCUAGCCCGACAGGACUCUACAGCUAGCUAUCACGGGGAACCAAUUCCAGACGAAAAAUCUUUCUCCCGUCCGGAAUCACCAGCCAGUUGCGGCGAGGAUCAGAAAGAAACCGCAGAAGAAGCUGGAAAACCAACGGAAGACACGGCGAAAGAAUCUCAGGAAAGCAAGAAAGACGCACCUGCUGUCCAGGAAGAAAAGCCCAAAGAAGAAGAUAAGGACUUCUCGCGCCCGGAAUCGCCGGCAAGUUGUGGCGAUGCCAAGGACGUCCCCGUUGCAACCACCGAAUCAACCGUUCCGGAGAAGGAUCUAGCUAGGAAAGACUCCAACGCUAGCUAUCACGGUGAAGAAAUUCCCGGUGAGAAGACCUUCUCACGUCCAGACUCGCCCGCGAGUUGCGCGGAAGACGACGCCAAGCCCGCUUCCCCCGAAAAGGAAGCUUCUCGUCCAGAAUCAGCUGCUAGCCAUCCGAGCGAGAAGGAUAAAUCACCCAUUACGACCGAAACCGAUGCCUCCAAGUCACCUGCCGUCGAGGAAAAACCGAAGCACGAUUCACGCCCCGAGUCAGCGGCCAGUCAUGUUUCCGAGAAAUCGGAAGCAAAAGACUCACAAUCUCGACGCGAAUCUGCAACCAAAGAGGACCGACCUACGUCGGCUCUGAGUGACCACGCCGAUGAGGUGGAGGAUAAAAUCGUCCUCAAGGAAUCACGUUCAAAGUCACUUUCGGCCGUGAUGUCCACGCCACAGAAAAUCGGCUUCGAUGGCGGCGCAUUGGGAGUGCUGGAAGAGGUAACCGCAUCACGAGAUGAUCUGCAUGUCCUAAAGACACCUCGCGACAGCAUUACAAAACUCGAAGAUCUAAGACCGACGAAGACGGAAUCUAAACUGGACAAACCUUUGUUUGGACCCGAUCAUUUCCCGGCAGAAGAAAAGGCCGAAGCUAAAGGAUUUCCUUCAACUGGAACAGAAAAAGAAAGCCCAGAUCACAGUGCUCACAUCGUUCCGGAGAUGGAUCAGCUUCUGAAGGAGACUUGCUCUUCGAUGAAAGAGAUCGAAAAGAUGUCCACUUCGGUUAUUUCCAUGAUCAAAACUUCGGAAAAGAAGGAAGAAAGCACUAAAGUGGAUGAGAAAACAAGUUCUUUUCCUCUUUCCGAUAGCGGAAAAUCAACCCCAAUGUCAACGGAUAAAGAUAAAUCCCAAACAUCCAGCAUUAAGUCGGCAAGUCCUCACGAGAAGGACUCCCUUGAGGAAAGUUCGGUUUCUCUCAACACAUUCAUCGAGAAGGAUAGCCUUUCGGAAAGCACCACCAAACAGGUUACAAUCAAAAUGAGCGCUAUCGAAGAAUCGAAUCUAAAGGCCACAACUAGCACCGGAGGCAAAACGGAAAGCGUCGAACUGCUAGGAGGCACCAAAACUCCACCGACGGCACCGAUCAGCCCCAAUGUGGUGAAGGAAGACUUCGCUUUGGGACUUGGACAAAUUGAAAGCACUGUGGCCAGUAGUACCACAAUGACCACCACCAGCGCCACCACCACCACUUCCUCCAGCCAGAUUGCAAAAUCGCACAAGGAAGAUGCGUCUGGUAUUUCAACACCUAAAGAAUCUGUACCAUCUGGCAAGAGCAGCCCUGGAUUAAUGUCCGUUCACACAGGUAGUACAGAUAGUGCGUCCAAGUCAAUCAACCUCGGCCACAGUUCAGGUAUUGAAACAUCAGAUUCAUCUCCGAAGCCAACGUCACCCUUCCCGAAGCUGGUCGACACGCUGAAGACGGAUGACAUCAAAACCAGCUCCGGCAUGAGCACACCGGAUAUGACCCGUACAUCCACACCCGAUAUGGUAGAUUCGCAAAUCGAACGUAUCCCCGACGAUAAAUCAAUGGUCACAACAACGACCACCACCAAAACUACGCGCUACAUCGUAAAAGAUGGGGAAAAGAUCGAAGUUGGCACCUCAGUAAAGACAGAGACUUCAACCGACGCAAAGAAGGAUGACACCAGCAGCGCUGGUGAAUCCCUAUCGACAUCUAGCGUAACCACAACAACCACAACCAAGAUCGUAAAGGAAGCGGUGAAGACCCCAGCAACCCUGACCCUGGCAUCAACCGAAGAUCGCAGCUUGACGGAAGAAUUCGACGACAAAGACGCCCUAUCGCCCCGCUCGGACAUAUCGUCCGGUCAGGCAUCGCGAAUCGUUGCCGGCUGGCACGAUGAGGACGUCCCCGGUUCACCGAUGAGCGUGACCUCGCAGGCUCCACUCUCACCGAGCACGAAGUACACCUACGACUACGAUUUCCAGCACUCGAGCUCGGGUGUGAGCAAAAAGUCGGACAUCGAAAUCGACGACAGUCAGGAUGAAAUCCCCCCGCAGUACGACAGCGAAGAGGUUAAGUCUGCCAUCACGAUUGCUUCUGCCUACAAACCGGAUCCGAUGAGCACCUCCUUCUAUGGUCAACUUCCCGAUGUUUCCGACACGACCAUAACAACGACUUCCGCUACCACCAAAUCGGUACCGAUUCCAAUCACCGCCGGAAAGGCUGGCACGAAAACCUACAUGGAGUAUGCCUCCAGCGGUGACAGCAGCAGUGUGGACUCCAGCCUGCACAAACCAACCAGAGACAGCAAAUACCUGGACGAUGCCGAUCUCGAUUUCGAGAAAACCUUCACCAAAUCGGACCAGAUUGACUUGAUGACCACUUCGAUGCACUUCUCCAGUGAGAAAGAAUUCAUGGCUGCCACCACUACUAUGGCCGCCGCAACAACCGCUCCAACCACAGUUGCCGACAGCAGCAAGAAAGAGCUAGAUUUCACCGCAAGCGGACUUCCCUCUACCGGAAGCACUCAGCAAGCACAAACUACGGUUACAACCACAGCACAGCCAAGCACUACAACUACAACCACAUCCACAACAAGCAGCACCGACCAAUCGCAAUCGGACAAAAACAAAGACAUCCUCGCAUCGUGGGGCAAACCGCUGGGACUGCCGUCGCCGGCCCCGCUGAAUGAUACCGACAUGAAAACAACCCCCAAGAAGGAACGACGAAUGAUCAUCAGCAAGACACGACUGAACAACGAGAAGAACCUUCGCAAGCGGUCGGAAUCACCGAUCAAACCCUCGAAGAAGCCGGCCCCGGUCUAUGUGGACCUGUCGUACGUACCGCACCACGGCAACUCGUACUACGCCAAUGUGGAAUUCUUCAAACGGGUACGGGCCCGCUACUACGUGUUCUCCGGAACGGAACCGAGCCGAGAGGUGUACAACGCCCUGCUGGAGGCGAAGCAAACCUGGGAAGAUAAAGAUUUAGAGGUAACUAUCAUUCCAACCUACGACACCGACGUGCUCGGCUACUGGGUUUCGGAGAACGAGGACCUGCUGGCGAAGUACCACAUCGACCUGUCGCCGUCGGCUGCCCGCUGUACGAUCAAUCUGCAAGACCACGAGACGUCCUGUUCGGCCUACCGGCUCGAAUUCUAG
This is a messenger RNA of Sabethes cyaneus, 12618 nucleotides long. It is a transcript of the gene futsch, whose product is annotated as microtubule-associated protein futsch. Gene Ontology annotation, cellular component: dendrite; microtubule associated complex; microtubule. Gene Ontology annotation, molecular function: microtubule binding; actin binding. Gene Ontology annotation, biological process: regulation of microtubule depolymerization; microtubule cytoskeleton organization; axonogenesis. The transcript is spliced from 7 exons. The record is from RefSeq and is a predicted model, not a curated record. Lineage: Eukaryota; Metazoa; Arthropoda; Insecta; Diptera; Culicidae. The coding region runs from base 1 to 12618 and encodes 4205 amino acids.